Molecule: messenger RNA, 726 nt
Organism: Felis catus (domestic cat)
Lineage: Eukaryota; Metazoa; Chordata; Mammalia; Carnivora; Felidae
Product: cancer/testis antigen 1-like
Exons: 3
Coding region: 5-565 (186 amino acids)
Source: RefSeq, a predicted model, not a curated record
AACCAUGGAGGCCACAGAUCGAGGCGCAGGCGGUGGGGCCGGCGGUCCCGAGGGUCAGCGUGGCCCGGGAGACCCCGGUGUCCCAGAUGGCCCCGGAGGCCACGAGGGCCCCGGCGGUGGAGGUGGUGAGGGAGAGGAGUGUGCCGCGGCCGGUGCGGCCCCGCGGGUCGCGCAGGCGCCAUGUGCUCCCGUCCCGGGCGCAGCUGCCGUGCCAGGGCUUGGCGGACACCCUUUGCCGGGACCCCGUGGGCACAGCGGGCCCACAGCCGGAGGGCCGGGGAGCCAGCCGCUGCAGUUCUACGUCACCAUGCCUUUCCCGUCACCCACGGAGGCACAGGUGGCCCACCAGUGUCUGGCAACACAGGGCCAGCCCCAGGUCGGGGCAGUUCGGAAGGAGUUCACGGUACUCGGCAACGUCCUAAUUAUACGACUGACUGCCGAAGACCCUGGCCAACUCCAGGUUUCCAUCGCCUCCUGUCUUGACCAGCUUUCCCUGUUGGUUUGGACCAUGCAGCGCUUCGUGCCCCCGUUUUUCACAUUGCCGGAGCCAGGCAAAAGGGGCUAAUUGUAACCUAGCGUCCCUUCCUUCCCUAGGGCGUCCAUUCCGAUGCUGGUUGCCGCUUUAUUACGGGGGUCUAAUUGUUCGUAUUGGACUUUGGGCCUUGUUUUUCCCCAUUGCUGGAGGAGGGGCGUUCUUACAGCAGAAAAUAAAACUAUUUUUCCGCA